Molecule: messenger RNA, 175 nt
Organism: Paramecium pentaurelia
Lineage: Eukaryota; Ciliophora; Oligohymenophorea; Peniculida; Parameciidae
Source: the annotation of a GenBank genome assembly
AUGGGAUGUCUAUAAUCAAAGAAAGCAUUAAAAGAAUCUUAAGCAAAACUAAAACCAGAAAGUCCUCAGUAAUACGAUCCUAAUAGUAUUUUAUAAAUUAUAUUUAGAGAAAGAGACAUAAUAUUAAGUUAUUGUAAAUGGAAUAUUUUUUGAUGCACUCAAUCCAGAUGAGUGA